UUUACAGUGCGGGGGAAACUAGCGCCAAAUUUUUAAUCUUUUGUAGACAGCUGGUUGGAAUCGCAAGUUACUUGUCUGUCGCAUUUCGCUACAUUUUAAACACGUUUAGAAAAAUAGAAAAGGCAAUUAUGGCGCCAGUCUCGAAAAGAUCAUGUCCCAGUGCCGACGACAGCUUCGAGAAAAGAAUUAAGCGUAUUUCCAUUGAGGGAAACAUUGCGGCCGGAAAGUCGACUUUUGUGCGCCUUUUGGAGAAGCGAAAUGAGGACUGGGAAGUUGUUCCAGAACCAAUCGCACGGUGGUGCAAUGUACAAACAAACCAAGACGACUUUGAGGAGCUGACGACGUCCCAGAAGAGCGGCGGCAACGUGCUGCAGAUGAUGUACGAGAAGCCGGAGCGCUGGGCCUACACCUUCCAGAGCUACGCCUGCAUGAGCCGCAUCCGCGCCCAGAUCAAGUCCUCCAACGGCAAGCUGAGGGAGGCCGAGAACCCCGUGCAGUUCUUCGAGCGCUCCGUCUACAGCGACCGGUACAUCUUCGCCGCUAACUUGUACGAGAGCGAGUGCGUGAACGAGACGGAGUGGGCCAUAUAUCAGGACUGGCACGGCUGGCUCCACAAGCAGUUUGGCAAGCACAUCCAACUGGACGGCAUCAUCUACCUGCGUGCCAAGCCUGAGAUGUGUAUGGAGCGGCUGCAUCUGAGGGGCAGAGAGGAGGAGCAGUGCAUCCCCCUGGAGUACCUGGAGAAGCUGCACUUUAAACACGAGAGCUGGCUCCAGCACAAGAACCUCAGUAUGGAGUUUGAGUAUCUGAAGGACAUCCCCAUUCUCACUCUGGACGUCAACGACGACUUCAAGGGAGACAUGGAGAAAUGCUCCAACAUGAUUGAAAAGGUUGAGGAAUUCCUGAGCACCCUGUAACUGUGUGUAUGUGUGUGUGUGUGUGCGCGCGCGUGUGUGUGCGCG
This is a messenger RNA of Engraulis encrasicolus (European anchovy), 962 nucleotides long. RefSeq names its product deoxycytidine kinase (gene dck). Lineage: Eukaryota; Metazoa; Chordata; Actinopteri; Clupeiformes; Engraulidae. The record is from RefSeq and is a predicted model, not a curated record. The transcript has 7 exons. Gene Ontology annotation, biological process: nucleobase-containing compound metabolic process. Gene Ontology annotation, cellular component: cytoplasm. Bases 129 to 917 code for a protein of 262 amino acids. Gene Ontology annotation, molecular function: deoxycytidine kinase activity; ATP binding.